CGUUAGUUAGCAUCUGUAGUUAGUGAUUUUGGCAUAGAUACGGUGGUAAAGGAAAGUAAAGAAGCUGAACGGGGAUAACGAUUGGAGGUAGUGUAGAGAGAGCGAGAAACCGGGUGACUGUGGACUGUAGGCUGUGAUCUGCGGGAAGCAGGCACGGGCCAGUCAGUCCACUAAACAAAACAUGGACGCCGUGGAAAUAAAUACGUCCGAUUCGUCACAAAACGAAGAGGGCAUUGUGUCGACGGAAGAAAUAUGUCGUGUUUGUCUUCUUGGCAAUUUGGUGAUGCGGGAAUUGUUUUUGGAGAGUGAGGUUGCGUCCCUUUCAGCAAAGGCAAUGAGUUUCGCUAAUGUUAAGAUGUUACCUGGCGAUGGCUUACCGACGCGUGUAUGCUGUUUAUGUGCUGACAAACUUGAAUCCGCGUACGAUUUUAAACUACAAGUGGAACAAGCUGACACAGUUCUCAGGGAAAGAUUUGUUACUAUGAAUAUAAAAGAAGAGUUGUUCUUUAAUGAAGUUGAGGUACAUCUAGAGUCAGGAGAGCAAAACGAGAAUAUGGAUGAGAUGCACAUAGGGAAUGAUUAUCAAAAUACCGCUGAAACGCUUGCGACGAUGUCUCGGGAAGAGAAAUCAUCGCUUUUGAAGGAUCAAUUGACUUUAUUACAAGUGGAAAAAUUAGCUGAUGAAGAACAGGCUAUGAGAGAACAGAAUCCUAGCGCGAUAAUGGAGGAAGUAAUAGAUCAAACUAUUACGACGGACCAAACAGCAGAAGAGUGCCUAAAUCAUGAAGAAGAAGAUGAAGAAGAAGAAGAGGAAGAGGAAGAGGAAGAAGAAGAAGAAGAAGAGGAAGAGGAAGGAGAAGAGGAGGAGGAGGAGGAAGAAGAAGAAGAAGAAGAAGAAGAAGAAGAAGAAGAGGAAGAAGAAGAAGCAGAAGAAGAGGAAGAAGAAGACGUUAAAGUCAUCAAGAACGAAAAAUUAUUAAAACACGAAAACCGGGAUCACGAUUGUCUUGAAAAUAUCUCAACAGUGGAACAUGAUUAUAUAUUACAACAGGAAUGCGUAUUAUCUAACGCAAAUGAGCAACAACAGCAUCAUCAGCAUCAUCAUCAUCAUCAUCAUCAUCAUCAUCAUCAUCACCAACAACAACAACAACAACAACAACAACAACAACUAACCUCUGAAGAAUCAUUCCAGCGCGAGGAUUGCGCAGAAUAUGUAGAUCUGUUAGUAAAGGCGGCCGACGCGACAAAGCGUGAAGGACAAGAUGAAGGAGAAAAAUCGGAUAUUACAAAUACGGAUGUUAAAGCCGAGUUAGAAUCUCAAUUUCAUGGUGAAACUAGAAGGAGUAAACGUAAAUUAGUUCGACGAAACGUUGAAAUGAAACGAGAUUCUGACGAGGAAAAUUAUUUUGAGAAUUUAAAUUUAAGCUCGAGAUUAAAGAAAGGUCAGCCUUCUGAUCAAGCGGAGAAAUUUUUUUUUCUAUGUUACUUGUGCGAUAAGGAAUUUUUGUCGAAAAACGUUUUAAAAGAACAUAUGCAUUCUCACGAGGAAGUACGAAAAGCAUUGUCUCUCAAAAAGACACCGGACACGCCGCAGAAGAACAUCUACAAUCUUGCUAAGUCGCCCCCAUCGGGUAAAAGAUCAAACAAGUGCCCAUAUUGUGGCAAACAAUAUAUAUAUAUAAUCUCAUUUAGUAAACAUUUGAAGAAACAUGAGAGGGAGAAAGAAGAGGGAAAGGAUGAACCGAUGCCUUUAGAAAUAUCAUUCCACGAAGAUGAACACAGUUUAGAUCUAGAUGAUUAUGAAGACGAACGGCGACAUUUGGAUAUAGAGUAUCGGAAAAAAGCCAAACAAAAAAGGGAAAACGUUACUAGAACAAAAAUGGAAAUAAAGGACGGGAUGGAAGAUCAAGAGGAACAGGAAGAACAUAGAGAGGAAGAAACGGGAAACGAAACGAAAAGAAUCAAUGGACGUGGGGUCGGGAACAAUAAUAACAACAACAAUGAUGACGACGAUGAUGAUGACAAUGGCGAGGACGACGAUGACAAUGACAAUGACGAUGAUGACAAUAAUGAUAUUGAUGUCAACUAUGACGAUGUCAGACAAGUAGUAGGUAAUAAUUCAAAUAAAGAACGGGAACAGGAGAAUUGUAGUAUUCGUACAGAAACGUUCGCAUGUGAUAGAUGCACGGAGAAAUUUUACACAAAACGCGGCUUGCGAAAACAUGCGAUUUCACAUGCUGCUCUGAGGUGUAGCAUAUGCGAAGAAGAAUUCAAUUCGUUGAUAAAGUUAAGAAAUCACCGUGCGAAACACGUUGUCGAAGGGGUAUUAACCGAGCAAGAACUUGAAAUGGAUACAGAAUGUCCGACUAACAAAGAAACAGCUAGUUACCAGACAAUGGAUAAAGAAAACGAAGAAAGGAAUCAUGAGAUGGAUAAUGAAUCUGUAGCAGGAUUGUUGGAGAUCGAAAAUAACGCAUCAAAGAAAAACGACAGAAACAUAGAAACGCAUCGUCAUUCGGGGAUGGACCAUAGUUGCAAGGUGUGUUGCCAACGAUUUACAACGAAGGAUCUUUUGCAAAAACACACGGAACAACAACACGAACGUGUGAAAACCUACAAGUGUACACAAUGUAACAAAACAUUCGGUAAUGAACUUACUUUACGUAAUCAUCUCAUAGCUACUAAUCAUAAAACUUUUCUUCAUGGGCAAGAGUAUGAUCCUAAUAAACGUAUUAAAAGAGUCGCUGCGAAAGCCGCACAAAAGAUUAUCGACAAGAUUAAAACCGAGGAUGGUUUAGAAGAUUACGACGAAGAAGAGGAGAAUAAUGGCAGGAUUAAUCGCGCUAAUUCUACAGAUAAUAAUUAUAGCCGGAAUAAGCGAGACAUUUCCUCGCAGAAGAAACAUAAUUAUAGAAAAGAACUUGAAUGCGCAAGCUGCAAUAAAAAAUGCAGUUCAAAGCAAUCAUUAACGAAACAUAUGGAGCAACAUGUAAAAGAUGAACAACAACGAAUGCUAAAGUCGGAGAAGCAAAAGCAAUUGGCAGAGAAGAAAGAACGGCAAAAGGAGUGUAUCAACGAAGAGAUGGACAACGGGGAGCACAGAGAUGAUGAUUACGAUUCGGAUUUCGAGAGUGGUUUGGAUUGGCCAAUGGACAAUCAUGAGUGCGCAAAAUGCAAAAAACGGUAUAGCACGAAAAAGUCAUUGUUACGUCAUCAAUUGUUGCACGAGGAACCAAACUUCGAGUGUGAUAUUUGCAACGUUAAAUUUUACCGUAAAGACAAACUGAAAGCUCAUUAUGAUAAGUGCUCGGAAAAGAAUCCUGAUCAAGUGAGAAAGUGUAAUAUUUGUGGAGAUAGUUUUGAAAACAACGAAAUUCUACGUGAGCAUAGAUCGAAACAUGUUACCGAGGGUAUUCUUACAGAGGAAGAUUUGAGAGAUAUUGAACCGCGACCUGAGGAGAAAAAGCCUGGUGAAAAAAUUGGCCGAAAGAGAAGAACUGAUAUCGUAGGCUUAGAAUGUACGGAAUGUAACAAGCAGUAUACAUCGAGAAAGGGGCUUUUACGACAUAUUCAAGUUCAUGAAGGGAAAAAGUAUCUAUGUGACAUAUGUCCGAAAAAAUUUUAUCGAAGAGAACAUUUGAAGAUACACGUGGCCAAACAUAAUAUGAUCAAACCGUACAAAUGUACACGGUGCACAAAACGUUUUAUUAAAGAAGAACAACUAACAAAUCAUUUAUCAAAGCACGAUCGAACAUUCAAAAAGAACAAAGAAACGGAUAGCUCGAAAAGAUUCCUUUGCGAAAUUUGUUCGAAGAGUUUUACACAAUCAACGACAUUGAUCGCACAUCUUAGAGCGCAUAAUGGUAUAAAACCAUAUGUCUGCGAGGUCUGUUCUCGACCGUUCACAACGAAUGCAUAUUUGAAAAUGCACAUGCGAACACAUACGCAGGAACGGCCAUAUAUUUGUCAAUACUGUUCACGAGCAUUUGCUAGAGCUGAUACACUUGCCAAUCAUUUGACCUCGCACACAGGCGAAGCCAAGUAUCAUUGUAAGUACUGUCCGAAGAAUUUCCGCCGCCUAAAAUCUCUUAAAGAGCAUGUUUUCAUACAUACCGGUCAAAGACCUUACGCCUGUCCAACCUGCGACCGACGAUUCAACAACAACGGAAGUCGAUACGCUCAUAGUAAGAGGUGCAAACAAAAUUUUGUACAAAAUCAGAACCGUGCGCAAACAUUAACUGCACAAGUGCAACCGGUUCAAAAUCAGCAAAGAGUAUUACAACAGGCCACUCUUGGACAAGGCCAAGUAGUAAAAACACAGAAUAUUAAAACUAUUACUAUUACUAGACAACCAGAGCCAGUUACCACUCAACAAACGGUAAUGCAACAUCAAGAGAUAUUAAUGCCUUUGAUCCUUCCUCUCACGGUUACUCUUACCGAUGUCGGUGAGGAAGUAAUAUUACCAGAAGGAACCAAAAUCUUUACUACGUCAUAAAUUCACACGCCACUUUCCUGCGUAUUCAUCAAAUUCUUUUUUCGUUUCUAUUCAUGAAACCAAAACUUUCCUUCUCAUCAUUGCGAGGGAGAAAACGAGGAACGACGUGAUGAAAAAGUAACUAUGAUACUGUUUUUUGACUUUGUAUUAUACGUUGUAUAUCUCUGUUUAUAUUUAAAUAUGAGCUGUAACUGUUGUAAACUAUAUGGGGAUUGGGUGAAGUUGUUUAGAGUAUCACAGAUCUAGAACAAGAACAAAAAAGAAAUAAUUGAAUGAAAAAUUCUUUUACAUGUUAGGGAAGAGAGCGAAGUUUCAUUUUCAAGCAGUUAAGGUAUGUUCUUAAAUGACAGUUAUACUGGCGUUUCAAAUAUAAAAAGAAACUAUAUAU
Molecule: messenger RNA, 4883 nt
Organism: Eufriesea mexicana
Lineage: Eukaryota; Metazoa; Arthropoda; Insecta; Hymenoptera; Apidae
Product: zinc finger protein 845
Exons: 4
Coding region: 182-4495 (1437 amino acids)
Biological process (GO): regulation of transcription by RNA polymerase II
Cellular component (GO): nucleus
Molecular function (GO): DNA-binding transcription factor activity, RNA polymerase II-specific; zinc ion binding; RNA polymerase II transcription regulatory region sequence-specific DNA binding
Source: RefSeq, a predicted model, not a curated record